Messenger RNA from Sphaerodactylus townsendi, 767 nucleotides. Its product is annotated as serine/arginine-rich splicing factor 5-like. Gene Ontology annotation, molecular function: mRNA binding. The record is from RefSeq and is a predicted model, not a curated record. Bases 179 to 529 code for a protein of 116 amino acids. The transcript is spliced from 7 exons. Lineage: Eukaryota; Metazoa; Chordata; Lepidosauria; Squamata; Sphaerodactylidae. Gene Ontology annotation, cellular component: cytoplasm; ribonucleoprotein complex; nucleus.
GUGGGACGAGCUUCCAUUUUGUGUCGCAGUUAGCGACUGGGUGGGUUAGUCGAGAGUCGGCCGUCGUGCGGUGAUAUUCGAGGCUUUUCCUCGCCGAGUGUCGGUAGACUUCUGCGCAGCCAGCGAUCUUGAUCAACAUUUCGCAGUCGCAGUGCAGCUGGAUCGAUCCUAAGUGACCAUGAGCGGCUGCCGUGUGUUCAUCGGGAGGUUGAAUCCAGCAGCCAGAGAGAAGGACGUGGAAAGGUUUUUCAAGGGUUAUGGACGGAUUCGAGACAUUGACCUGAAAAGAGGCUUUGGAUUUGUGGAGUUUGAAGAUCCAAGGGAUGCUGAAGAUGCAGUGUAUGAGUUGGAUGGAAAAGAACUUUGUAGUGAACGAGUUACGAUUGAACAUGCCAGGGCCCGUUCUAGAGGUGGACGAGGCAGAGGGCGAUACUCUGACCGUUUUAGUAGCCGCCGACCACGAAAUGAUAGAAGAAAUGCUCCACCUGUAGCGGUGACAGAAAAAUCGACUUUAUUAGCCAGAAAGUAAAUUUUGUCAUCCAGAGUCAGCUGGCAGGACCUCAAAGACUUCAUGAGGCAAGCUGGGGAGGUAACCUUUGCAGAUGCACAUAGACCUAAAUUAAAUGAAGGGGUGGUUGAGUUCGCCUCUUAUAGUGAUUUAAAGAAUGCCAUUGAAAAACUUUCUGGGAAAGAAAUCAAUGGAAGGAAAAUUAAACUAAUUGAAGGCAGCAAAAGGCACAGGUAUGUAUGCUGGAAUGAUAACAUAA